GUAUCUAAAAUUUUAAAUUUAUUCGAUUUAAUGUAUUUAGUAAUGAAAUCUACAAGUCAAAAAUUUGCAAAGCCGGAGGAGUCAUUAACACCGAUUUCGACCAAAAAGCGUUAUUCUACAUCUGUGGAGACAAAAAGGCUAUCAAAAAAUACAAAGAAUGUACUUAAAAAUGAAAAGACGAAUGAAACAAUUUCAAUACCCCCCAUGAGAGAUUUGGAUGUUUUAGAAAAAAACACGGUUGAUCCUGACACCAAACCAUUCUACCAUGGAAAUCCAUUUGUUGAAAAACAUCGUGGGGUUAUGCAUUUGCAUAAAGAAAAUUUGGAAAGUUCUGAACAUCCUCAAAUAAAUAAUUGUUGUAUGCUUGUUAUGAUGGACAUUCCUGCGUUUUUUACUUGCCGUGAACUAGUCAGCUUUGUCCGCCCUUCAUCUACACAUAUUUUACUAAUGAAAAUAGUUCGUGACGAAACAGCUAAUAAAUAUAUGGUUACUAUAAAAUUUAAAACUCCGGAGUCAGCAACUAAAUUUUAUGAACAAUAUAAUGGCUUAGAAUUUAAUUCAAUUGAACCGGAAAAAUGUUCUCUUCGUUUUGUUGAUACAAUUGAAGCGGAAGGAGAUGAUUCAACAACGUUUACAGGAUUACAUGUUGAUCCUGCAUAUGGGGAGACACGUACUUGUUCUGUUUGUUUGGAAAGAAUGGAAGAAGGAAACAAUAUGUUAUUAAUUAUUUUAUGCUGCCCUAUCUGUCGUUAUACACAAACACCUGAAAUUGUUCCUGACCAGAAAUGUUUUGAUUGUGGACGUACUUCUGACCUUUGGAUGUGUCUAAUUUGUGGAAAUAUCGGUUGUGGUCGUUAUGCAGCGGCACAUGCCUAUAAACAUUAUGAGACUACUUCACAUAUUUUUACUUUACAAAUUGGUGGAAAACUUGUUUGGGAUUAUGCUGGAGAUAAUUAUGUCCAUAGAUUAAUUGAGAGUUCAACUGAUGGAAAACCUGUUGAAUAUGAGGGAGUUAAUAAUGAUAGUUUUGAAAAAGAAAAGGAAAAGAUAAGUGCUGUUCAACUUGAAUAUACUUGUUUAUUAACUAGCCAACUUGAAAAUCAAAGACUUUUCUAUGAAGAAAAACUUCGUGAAUCUGAUGAACGUUUUAAUGAAUAUAGUAGAGAGGCACAACAAAAAAUUAAUUCGUUGGAAGCUGAAUUAAAAUCUACUCGAAAUGAAUUAACUUCUACCAGCGCCGAACUCGUAACACUUUCUAAUUCAAAAAAACAACUUGAUAAAAAAUAUUUAUCUUCACAAACAAAAUGCCAAACAUUACAAAAUGAACUCGAAGAAGAAAAGCAAAUGAGUAAAUUACUGAGAAUUGAUAAAGAACUUCUUUCACGUAAAUUAGAAGAAACUAAUCAAAAAAGAAAAAUUGAAGUGGGGGCUUUAGAAGAACAAAUUCAUGAUCUUUUGUUACAUUUUGAGACUGAAGCAAAAAUAAAGGAACAAAUUGAAAAUGGGGCAGUUAGUAAAGAAGAAUUGGAACAAAGUAAUGUAGAAGUGAAAGAAGAUGUUACCCCCAAAGUUUUAUCUAAAAAGAGUCGUCGCCGUAAAAAAUAA
Messenger RNA from Meloidogyne enterolobii, 1605 nucleotides. The record is from the annotation of a GenBank genome assembly. NCBI's taxonomy places the organism in Eukaryota, Metazoa, Nematoda, Chromadorea, Rhabditida, Meloidogynidae.